Chroicocephalus ridibundus (black-headed gull) is the source of this 3708-nucleotide messenger RNA. RefSeq names its product tubulin folding cofactor E like (gene TBCEL). The coding region runs from base 69 to 1343 and encodes 424 amino acids. The transcript has 8 exons. The record is from RefSeq and is a predicted model, not a curated record. NCBI's taxonomy places the organism in Eukaryota, Metazoa, Chordata, Aves, Charadriiformes, Laridae. Gene Ontology annotation, molecular function: protein binding.
CUGCCGCGGAACUGCUUCCGGGUCAAUGCGGGACGCGGCCGGCGGGCCUGGAAGUCCAAGAAGGGAGCAUGGACCAGCCCAGCGGAAGGAGUUUCAUGCAAGUUCUUUGUGAGAAAUACAGCCCCGAGAACUUCCCGUAUCGUCGUGGACCUGGUAUGGGUGUGCAUGUCCCAGCAACUCCACAGGGUUCACCUAUGAAAGAUCGCCUCAACCUUCCAAGUGUGCUCGUACUGAACAGCUGUGGCAUAACCUGUGCAGGGGAUGAGAAUGAAAUUGCCGCCUUCUGUGCUCACGUGUCUGAGCUAGAUCUUUCUGACAAUAAACUGGAAGACUGGCACGAGGUCAGUAAAAUUGUGUCCAACGUUCCCCACUUGGAGUUUCUAAACUUGAGUUCCAACCCUCUCAGUUUGUCCGUUUUAGAGAGAAGGUGUGCUGGGUCUUUCGCUGGUGUUCGCAAACUUGUGCUCAACAACAGCAAAGCUUCCUGGGAAACAGUCCACACAAUCCUGCAGGAAUUACCAGACUUGGAGGAGCUCUUCCUGUGCCUUAACGACUACGAAACAGUGUCUUGUUCUCCGGUUUGCUGUCAGUCUCUCAAAUUACUCCACAUAACUGACAAUAAUCUUCAAGACUGGACUGAAAUUCGAAAAUUGGGAAUUAUGUUUCCAUCGCUGGACACACUUAUUCUGGCUAACAACAACCUCACGACCAUUGAAGAGUCGGAAGAUUCCCUGGCAAGGUUGUUCCCCAACCUGCGAUCCAUCAAUUUGCACAAGUCAGGUCUGCAUUGCUGGGAAGACAUUGACAAGUUAAAUUCUUUUCCCAAGCUCGAGGAAGUGAAAUUGCUAGGAAUCCCUUUGCUGCAGUCCUACACCACUGAGGAACGCAGGAAGCUGCUAAUAGCCAGGUUGCCAUCUAUCGUCAAGCUCAACGGAAGCAUUGUUGCUGAUGGGGAGCGAGAGGACUCAGAGCGAUUCUUCAUCCGAUACUACAUGGAGUUCCCAGAGGAGGAAGUCCCAUUCAGGUAUCAUGAGCUGGUCACGAAGUACGGGAAGCUGGAGCCCUUGGCAGUCGUGGACCUUCGGCCACAGAGCAGCGUGAAGGUGGAGGUUCACUUCCAGGAUAAGGUGGAAGAGAUGUCAAUCCGUCUCGAUCAGACUGUGGCAGAACUGAAGAAGCACUUGAAAACUGUAGUGCAGUUGUCAACAAGCAACAUGCUGCUCUUCUACUUGGACCAGGAAGCUCCCUUUGGUCCCGAGGAGAUGAAAUACAGCUCGCGAGCACUUCAUUCUUACGGCAUUCGGGAUGGAGAUAAAAUUUAUGUGGAGCCCAGAAUGAAAUAGCCUCUUUUGACCUCGUGAGUGCACGGCCGUGCACACACAUGCCCCCACACACCCCCACACAUGCAUUAAGGAGUUUUUGCAAGGUUUUUCUUUCGGUCGGUUGGUUGAGGUUUGGUUGCGUUUCUGUAGCAGGUGAUUUCAUAGCCCGGAGGGAGUGCCCUGAUCUGAGAACCGUGCCGGCCACCCACUGCAGGUGACCUUGAGGUGACAAUUGACUUCAGUGCGUGUGUUUCAGUGUGUGCGAUACUUUGAUGUUUUCUUCAAUGCUCCGGUAUACUCGUGAUUUGGCAUGAAUGGUCAGUUGUUCAAGCUAAAGAAUGCUAGGGCCUAUAAGGGAGAAGAUAGCUCGGUGCAGAAUUUGACCUAUUUUUUUUUCUUUUUCUAAAUUUUUGGGGAUUUGGUUCCACCAGAGCGCCCCUUUGGCCUAGCUAUCGGACUGCGGCUCGAGCUUGCUGAAGUAUUUUUUUGCAGCUAGGUGCUGUCUCCACCUUUUGUUGUGCUCGAGUUUACUGGAAAGAUCUAAAACAGUAUUCUGCUUGAUUCUGAGCUCAGGUAUUUAGUGCAUCCACUUAACUCCACUGGUUUGGUUUGUGUGAGUGCACAAAACGGGGGAAAGAAAGAGACCCUUUUAGAAAGAAACUAUCUUCAAAACGCACGCUCUAUAUCCAUGCUGUCCGAUUCUGAUUUUGAGGGGAAAAAAAGUUUUGAUUUCUGUACCCAUCUCACAGAGUGUCUGCAACCUGUAGCACCAGCAGUCUGGAGGCAAAGGGACCCUUGUGUGCGUUGCAAAGUGAAUUUUGGAAGGCGGCGGAUGGGUGUUGCGUUGGAAGGGCUUCUAGAGGAACCGGUCAAAAAGGGGUUGAAGAGAGGAUUCCCCCAUUGGCUGUGAUUGAUCCCCACAGUGCUGAAGAGAUCCUCCAGUAUGCACUUCACCUUGUACCAGUUUGUACUGAAAGUGGAAUGGCUAAAAUCGCUCUCCUGGGAGAGAGUAAGAGUAAAGUUGAAGUUUGUGUUUCUUGUUGUUGCACCAGAAAUGAAACCUAGCACUUUCCCCUGGGGCCCCUGGCUGUGGGGUCCCUGCUUAGGGUCCGAACUGGGAGAACGUGUUGGCUCGGAUCAGUUUCUAGAAGAUGAGUAACAAAGCAACUAGACUCACGUUUAUUGUAAAGCAGGUUUUCACUAUCUAUAUUGGCUUCCCCCCACACGCACCUCGUAGGCAUCGUGUGCUGCUGCUUAAAUUAGCCCCCAUUUUCUACUGCAGAGCAGGUUUUCUUUCUUGUGCGAUGAAACCCUCCUUCCUUUAUAUCUCUUGUUUGGCUUUCCUGUGUCUUCCCUUCUUCCUCUGCCGCCCUGACAAGUUGAAGACUUUUCAAAUUACCUAGUUACAAGCAGCUGCAUAGAAGUUUUUGAAGCUGUGCAGCGAGGGCUCUAGUUACACAUGAACUUCUGACCUUAAUUUUGCAAUGCUCCCUUAUCCCCACGUGCACUUUCUUUCCCAUGAUGCUUUUGUCCACAUCACUGAGCUCCUUUUAUAUUCUUGGAGUUGUGUAUUUCUCUUCAUAUUUUACCUAGAUCCUGGGGUGGGGGAGGAUGGGGAGGGGACGAAGUAUUCUCUAUGCUUCUCAUAGUCUUCAGGUUCAGGAUGUGGGGACCAUUGGGAGGGGAGUAGUUCCACAUCCAGAGUAAUGAUUCAAAAUGGGAGGAUUUAAGACAAGUUAAUAAUUCGUGCCUCAUCCCCCUGCCAAAAAUGUCGAUCUCCUGGCUCCGUUGAGAUGAGCAGUAGGAAAUGGAGCAAGACUCGCCAUAGGUAGCAUAGAGGCCGCGGCACGUAGCUAUGGAGACGUGGUACCCAUAAAACAAAAGAGCGGGGAGAUGGUGGCAGUGUAACAUAAGAUGAUGCUUUUAUAAGCUAGAGCUUUACUGAAGAUGUAUUUUCUUUUUGGGCAGAGAAAGGCAUUUGCUGCCUUAUAGCAGAACUCUUAAGCCAACACUUGUGUAUGAUAUAUACAUACAUACGCAUAGGAAAAGUUGUGUUUAAUAAGAUAUUUUGUUAUAAAAAAAAGUUUUAUGAAAAUAUGGUUGUUUAAUAUUAGAAGCCUAUUUCUCCUGUUGACCUCCAGUUUAAGUAGGUUAUCCCUCGGUUGCUGCAGUGUCAGAGGUAAGCGACUGAUGGGGAUGCAAAAGUAUCUCUGACCGAAUUCUAUAGAGCAGUAAUUGCCUACAUGGGUAUAUUUAUGGUAUUGUAACUGGUAUUAAUGAGAUGCUGUAAUUAUUGACCAACUUCCUCAGCACAAUUUAAUGUCUCAGUUUCAGAGAAGGAAAUAAACAAAGACCAUUAAAGAAUUGAGUGGGAUGUUAAAGAAGA